This is a messenger RNA of Lolium perenne, 408 nucleotides long. RefSeq lists its product as uncharacterized. Gene Ontology annotation, biological process: nucleobase-containing compound metabolic process. Gene Ontology annotation, molecular function: 3'-5' exonuclease activity; nucleic acid binding. Lineage: Eukaryota; Viridiplantae; Streptophyta; Magnoliopsida; Poales; Poaceae. The record is from RefSeq and is a predicted model, not a curated record. Gene Ontology annotation, cellular component: nucleus; cytoplasm.
AUGGAGCACCUCGCGCGCGCCCUGGCUCCUCGAUCUCGGAUAUACCACCUUAUGGCCGAAGGGAUGUCUUUCAAGAUCACGGUCACUCUCCGUGCAUCAAGAGUGGAGAAGUGGAUCCGCGCCAUCAAGAGGGACUUUCUCGACGCCGCACCAAUCAAGUGCGUCGGCUUGGACUGCGAGUUCACCGACCCACGCGAGGGUAAUCAGAGCGCCGCCGUCCUUCAACUCUCAGUGGCGACCGAGAAUUUGGUCUUCCAGAUUUGUUGGGCGGAUGAAGUGCCACAACUGCUGAAGGAUUUCCUGCAGGACAAGACCAUCCGAUUCUGCGGCGCGGCUAUCGACAAAGAUGUGGAAAUGCUGAGUCCCUACGGUAUUGAUGUGGAUUCAACCUUUAGUCCCGCCCUUUAG